ACGUGGAGUCAACUCGGCCCCGAAUUCACCGAGUUCAUUUUUCUGGUAAACAAACAGAUUCAUACCAAAUUUUCAAUGCCAUUUGUUCACCAAAAUCAGACAAAAAGGAAUGUACUCCGAAUUCUUUCUUCUUCUUCUUUACAAAAUUGCAGAGAAGCGUUGAAGAAUAGCGGUUGGUUUAUCUUUUUCCUUUUCCACUUUCAACCAUUUUGACUCUCUCUGAGAAAAACCCAAGUGGGUGUUAUUGCUCCACACUGCAAAUUUCGUUUUCUGACAUAAAGUAGAGCUUACGAUGAACCCCUCUUGAAUCUUCUCCUUUAAUCCCUUCAUUUAUAAGUCCCUUUCUUAUUGAUUACGAAAAUUAUUCUCUCUGAUUUACAAAGGGUUUGUCUUCUUUUUUCAUUUCUGUGGCUUUUCGUGUCCGUUCUUCCUAUAAAUCCCUCUAUUUCGCUCACAAUAGUUACAUAAACUCGUGGGUCGUUAGUAUUUUCUCCAAUCUUCUAAAGGGUGUUUUGCAUUUUCGUUUUCAUGGGGUUUUGUUUGAAUUGUUUAUUCAAUUCUGAGCAUUAAAAUAAUGGGUUUCUUGAGAUUUGAGUAGAAAAUGGAUUUGUUCAACUUAUGAGAACUUGACCCUUCUGGUUAUGGAUCUAGAAAGUGGAGUUCCUAGUGAAAAGAAUACGAAGAAAGAUUCAUGGAAGACGGUUCUGAUGAUGGCUUAUCAGAGUCUUGGGGUUGUCUAUGGGGAGUUGGGCACUUCGCCUCUCUAUGUCUAUAGGAACACUUUUGCAGAAGAAGAUAUCGAUCAUACUCAGAGCAACGACGAGAUUUAUGGGGUUUUGUCCUUUGUUUUCUGGACUCUUACCAUUGUUCCUUUGCUUAAGUACAUAUUUAUUGUCCUUAAAGCCGAUGAUAAUGGCGAGGGAGGGACAUUUGCUCUGUAUUCGUUACUAUGUCGACACGCACGAGUUAGCUCCUUGCCCAAUACCCAAUUGGCUGAUUCUGAACUCACUGAGUACAAGAUGAAUGUUCUUGGUCCGCCAUCUCUGGAAAGCUUUGGAUUCAAACUCAAAUCCGCAUUAGAAAAGCGUCGUGUUCUUCAAAAGUUCUUGCUCGUUCUUGCUUUAAUUGGGACUUGCAUGGUGAUUGGAGAUGGCAUCCUAACCCCGGCUAUUUCUGUUCUUUCGGCUGUUUCUGGUCUCGAGCAUACCAUGGCGAAAGAGCAUCACCAAUAUAUAGUACUCCCAAUUGCGUGCAUCGUACUGAUAUGCUUGUUCGCUCUUCAACACUACGGCACGCACAGGAUCGGGUUCUUGUUUGCUCCCAUAGUUACAGUUUGGCUAUUGUGUAUCAGUGCCAUUGGGUUGUACAAUAUUAUUCACUGGAAUCCAGGUGUUUAUAGAGCAAUUUCUCCUCGUUACAUGUUACAAUUUCUCAAGAAAACCCAGAAAGGAGGUUGGAUGUCACUUGGUGGAAUAAUGUUGUGCAUUACUGGCUCCGAGGCGAUGUUUGCUGACCUUGGGCAUUUUUCACAGUUGUCAAUCAAGAUUGCUUUCACUUUAAUGGUUUAUCCGUCUCUCCUCCUUGCAUACAUGGGGCAAGCUGCCUAUCUGUCUCAACAUCAUCCCUCUCCAAAUGAUCAUCUAAUUGGGUUUUAUGUAUCUGUACCUGAUAAAUUGAGGUGGCCUGUCCUUAUAAUUGCUGUGCUUGCUGCAGUAGUAGGCAGCCAGGCUAUAAUCACCGGAACGUUCUCUAUUAUAAAGCAGUGCUCGGCUUUGGGUUGUUUUCCUCGAGUCAAAAUCAUCCAUACGUCCUCGAAAGUUCACGGUCAGAUCUAUAUCCCGGAGGUUAAUUGGAUUCUGAUGCUGUUGUGCUUGGCUGUUACCAUAGGUUUCAGAGACACCAAGCGUUUGGGCCACGCCUCAGGUUUGGCAGUGAUAACUGUGAUGCUUGUUACUACGUGCUUGAUGUCGCUUGUUAUCGUUCUGUGCUGGCACCGAAGUGUAUUUCUUGCUAUAGGCUUCAUCUUCUUUUUUGGCACCAUUGAAUCUCUCUACUUCUCUGCUUCUCUUACAAAGUUUCUUGAAGGAGCCUGGGUUCCCAUUGCAAUUUCUAUUGUAUUCCUCAUAGUCAUGUAUGUCUGGCACUAUGGUACUCUUAAGAAGUUUGAAUUUGAGCUCCAAAACAAGGUUUCUGUCAACUGGCUACUCGGUGUCGGUCCCAGCUUAGGCAUUGUGAGAGUCCGUGGGAUCGGUGUCGUACAGACCGAGCUAGUUUCAGGAAUCCCGGGUAUCUUCACCCACUUUGUCACCAACAUUCCCGCCUUCCAUCAAGUCCUUGUUUUCCUUUGCAUCAAGUAUGUCCCAGUGCCACACAUUAGACCAGAGGAACGGUUUCUUAUUGGUCGUAUCGGUACGAGUGAAUAUAGACUCUAUAGGUGCAUUGUGCGAUACGGGUAUCGAGAUUUUCACAAAGACGACCUAGAGUUUGAGAGUGAUCUUCUAUGCAGCAUAGCAAAGUUUAUAAGGUCAGGAACUGCAGAGGCAGGUGAUGAAAAGAUGUCAAUGGUUGGGACAUCAUCUUCUACACACGAAGAUAGAAUUCAGAUGGCCGUGGCCGAGACCGGUAACGACGAAGACUCUGAAGAACUGUACCGAGGUUCAGAUACAAGGGAAAUAAGGUCACCCGGUCCAGUUGAAUUGAGAAAAAGAGUGCGGUUCAUGUUACCCGAGAGCCCGAAAAUGAACACGAAUGCAAUGGAAGAAUUAGAAGAGCUAAUGGAAGCAAGAGAAGGAGGAGUCGCUUACAUAUUAGGACGGUCACACAUGAAAGCAAAACAAGGAUCGAGCAUGCUGAAAAGGGUGUCGAUCGACUUCGUUUACGAGUUCUUGAGGAAGAACAGCAGAGAAGCUGAGUUCCCUGCAGGUUUAUCGCAUUCAUCAUCAACCCUCGAGGUGGGCAUGAUGUAUCUUGUUUAGUUUAGUUCCUGACCAUAAUACCAGAUUUCCAUGUACAUAGAUAUGAGUAUACAAAGCUGUAAUAUCUUUGUAAAAUAAUGAAAAAAGCAUAGAAACUUCAAUUA
Cucurbita pepo subsp. pepo (vegetable marrow) is the source of this 3079-nucleotide messenger RNA. RefSeq names its product potassium transporter 6. NCBI's taxonomy places the organism in Eukaryota, Viridiplantae, Streptophyta, Magnoliopsida, Cucurbitales, Cucurbitaceae. Gene Ontology annotation, cellular component: membrane. Gene Ontology annotation, biological process: potassium ion transmembrane transport. The record is from RefSeq and is a predicted model, not a curated record. Gene Ontology annotation, molecular function: potassium ion transmembrane transporter activity.